AAUACCGAUACAGUGUUAAGAAGAAUGUCAGUAAGAGACAACACUUUAUUUUUCCGUGUAUCCGGUUAUAAAUUUCGAAAGAAACUCGUCAAAUUUUCACGAAUCAAGACUUCAGUAGUAAAUAAAUUUUGAAAUAUGUUUCGCCUUUUUGCGGUAGUGACGGUGCUCUUUAUAACGACUGACGCGCAAUUGCAGAGGAUUCCAUUGUACAAGAUGGAUUACAUUCGACAAUCUUUGGAAGCAGUUGACACCAAGUUGGAAGAAACUUUUUUGUUAAGUGACGAUUUUCCUUCAGAAAAUUUGACCAAUUACAAAAACAUAAUUUAUUAUGGCAUUAUUAGAAUUGGAACACCGCAGCAAGAAUUUAAAGUGAUGUUUGAUACUGGUUCCGCAGAUCUUUGGGUUUUGUCCAAAAAGUGCACAUUCCCUAUUUAUUCAGGACAUAAUCAAUACGAUAGUGCAAGAUCCGAGACAUAUAAUAAUAUAGGAAAUAAUCGUCUUCUUCGUUUUGAAUAUGGCUCUUACGAUGUAGAAGGAUACUUAGCUGCUGAUAAAGUGAAUGUGGCCAAUCUCAAUGUUCAGAAUCAAAUAUUUCUAGAAGUAACUAAUGUGUUAAGAAUGAAUUCAAAUUUUUCUAAACCAUACGAUGGUGUCUUGGGUCUGAGCUAUUCCAAUAUGUCGUCUGAUAGAAUAACGCCUGUCUUCGACAACAUAAUUAAUCAAAGUCUAGUGUCAUCACGCAUUUUCAGUUUUUAUCUAAACAGAGACACUUCAGCCGAUUUAGGUGGUGAAUUGAUAUUGGGUGGUUCCGAUCCUGCUUAUUACGAAGGGGAUUUCACAUAUAUUCCUGUUACUCACAAAGAAUACUGGCAAAUUAGCAUUGAUAGGAUCAAAAUAAAAUCUGAUAAUCUGUGCGAGGAAAGCUGCCAAGCUAUCGUUGAUACAGGCUCUUCGUUAAUAUUAGGACCAAAAUUGGAUAUCGCAAAGAUUAAUACAUUUAUUGGAGGUGAUAAACGUAAAAGAGUGGACUGCAAUAAAAUUUUCCAAUUGCCUACAAUCAGGUUUAUUAUGGGUGGUAAGGCGUUCGAUCUUACCGGUAAUGAUUACAUCAUUCGGCAUCCAAAUAAUGAAAGUAUAUGUGUAACCGUCUUCGCGAAACAUCACCUAACAUAUGACAAUGAAAUAAAAUGGGUUCUGGGCAUGCCAUUUAUUGGUCGUUACUAUACCGAGUUUGAUAUGGAGGGAGACAGAGUGGGAUUUGCUUUGGCGAAAAGUUCAUCAAAAUGUAUAGAAAAUCUUUCAUUGUCACAUUUUAUUGUAUAUUUUAUCAUCAUUUUUUUUAAAUUAUUUGUUUAGUUUUCGAGAAGAAAGAAAUUUAAUUUGUUUUAAUCGACAACCGGCAAAGUUUGCAUGUCAUCAAUGUGAAUUUUUGCGCUAUAUGCACACGCUAUAUGCACUUUCACGAUGAAGUAUUGCUUUUAAAAAUUAAAACACAUAAAUGUGUUUUAAUUUUUAAAAGCAAUACUUCAUCGUGAAAGUAGUUGAUAUGAACAUAUUGUUAAUUAGAAUUUUUACGAGCAGUGUCAUUUGCUAAGUUUAUUGAUGCAUAGCUGUUUAGUCGACAUAAUCAAGCUAUUUUUUCGAAACGCUGAUUGCUCCUUCAUUAUCAUUCUUAAUCACGCGCACAUUUAAUAAUUUAUUUUAAUACAAUUUGUUUUAAUUAUGAAACAAAAUAUUAAAUAAAAUAUUUUUAAAUUUGAUUGAUCGAUAGGACGGAUGUAUUUUGUGUGCGCGCGAUUCUAUAGCAGUCGUCAAAUGUAGGUAAACGAGAGCUCUAAUAGUCGAAUACAAUUUAUUUUUUGUAUGUCGCAACGUACAGGAAGCAAUUUAUCAAAAAUUUCGAAAACACGCUUUCUCGUGGUGACUGUGGUGUUGAUAGAUGUGGAAAUCCAAAGCUAAAUUCAUACAUUGUAUUGUAUGUGCACGAUACAUAUCGAUAUAAUAAAUGUUCAUUUUUUUAAAAAUCAAUCCACCUCGUGACCACAUUCGAUUUUCGGAAAUCUAAAACCUAUGUAAAUGUAAUUGCAUUGAUAAACACCGAUGAAUCCUAAAUGGAAUUGGUUAUUCGUGCAGUGCGAUGAGCAAUAAAAGUUCUCGAUUUUAUGAUAAUGUUACAAAAAUCAUUUUCUCUUUUUAUUAUAAGUUAUCUUAUCUUAUAACUAUAUUCUUAUAAUGUAAUUAUCAUCAAUGUUUCUUGUUAUUGAAAAUUAUCUUAUUUUGAUAAAUUAAUCAGACAUUUUUAAUAAAAAA
This is a messenger RNA of Camponotus floridanus (Florida carpenter ant), 2310 nucleotides long. RefSeq names its product lysosomal aspartic protease-like. Gene Ontology annotation, molecular function: aspartic-type endopeptidase activity. Bases 136 to 1356 code for a protein of 406 amino acids. The record is from RefSeq and is a predicted model, not a curated record. The transcript is spliced from 8 exons. Gene Ontology annotation, biological process: proteolysis. NCBI's taxonomy places the organism in Eukaryota, Metazoa, Arthropoda, Insecta, Hymenoptera, Formicidae.